AUGUGCUCCGCGCUGCCCAGGCCGGGCUGCAGGAUGGCUCUGCGGGUCUCCUUCGUGGAAGUCCGCCCCGAGGCUCCCCUGGUGAGGCUGUGGGGGUUUCCCGGCAAGCGGAGGGAGGAAUACUUGCGGCUGGCGAAGGAAAUCCAGGCCAAGAGUGGGCCGCGCUUGGCGACCACCCCCGACGGCGGAGACGCCCUGGCGGCGGGAGACUUGUGCUUGGUGGAGCUGGCGGGGCGGUGGAAGCGCUGCCGCGUAGUGAACCGCCAGCGCGGACUGGGCCAAACCUACCGCGUUUUCUUGCUCGACGAAGGCCACACGCUGCCCGUCACCUCCCACUACCUGGCGCGGGGGACUAGCGAGCUCUUUCACCUGCCUCCCGAGGUGAUGAGCUGCAUCCUUGCCGACUUGGUCCCUCCCAGGCAGGUAGGCGCCACCUUGAAUGCUGCCGGAGGGUCCAAGGGACUUGCCACACCGGGGUCUGAAAUGCCGAGUUCCAGCUGGACGGCUAGUGCUGCAGAACUUUUGGGCUACCUGCAGGGCAGGGUGGUGUCUGGCCUUAUCCGAGAGGUGCUCAUCCCUCAGCAUCUGGUAGUGUUGGAGUUGCCUUGGUUACUGGCACAGAUGUGCCAACUGGGGCUUGCCUGCCAGAUAUCUCCCAGUACCUUCAGCACCUUGCUUAGCAUUUCCCUCCAAGGUUCUGGUCUUACUUCUCUUCUGACAGAAUUGCCUUCUGAACCCCAACCACCCAUUCUUACCCCUAUUACCAUGUCUCAGCAAGAUCAUGUUAGUUUGGAUUAUAUCUAUCCACAGCUGAAGUUGAAUGUGAUUGAGCCUGUGAUAGUGACUGAAAUCAUCGAUCCAUGUAGAGUUUACUGCCAGCUGCACAGCUUUUCCAAAGCGAUCCAGAAACUCUCACAUGCCAUGCACCAAUCUUUUGAAGCAUCCAAGACAAAAGACUUACAGGGAUCUUUGCCCACACCGGGUUCUCCCUGUGCAGCCCGAGGCAUAGAUGGGUGUUGGUAUCGAGCUCUGCUGCUAGGGAUAUACCUUGGUGGGGGUCCAGAAAAUCAGCCAGGAGCAGUUGCCCAAGUGAUUUAUGUGGAUUAUGGCAGGAAGGAGUUUGUGACAAAGAGAAAUGUGCGGCAUUUGCCUGCUGAGUUUUUUUGCAUGCCAGUAGUCACCUACGCUUGUUCAUUGUAUAAUAUUACAGAUGGAGGUAGUGGAUGGACCUGUUCACAAGUCAGUCAACUUAAAAAAUUACUGUUGGGCAAGGUGAUGCAAGCCGCCAUUGAAGCUUUUUGUCCUUUAGAGCAUCUCUAUUAUGUAACCUUCUAUGGGGAAGAUGGUCUCAACUUUAACUGCCUCUAUGGAGUGCAAGCACACUGCCUGACCCAGUGUUUCCUGCACAGCAGUCAAGAGUAUACAUCUGCCUUGACUGAACUGGAGCACAUGGGGACUUCAGCCAAGAAGGAGCCUGGCUCCCUGUUAGAAAUGUUGUCCACACUAGCUGCUGCACCACUUCCUGUUGUGUGUCUGAAGGCAGGAGAGUGCCACACUGCUGAAGUCUCCUUUCUGCAAGACCCUUCAGAAUUCUGGGUGCACCUCCUGGAGCAUUGUCAGCCACUCUGUCAUCUAAAACAGAAGUUAAGUGACUUCUACUCUAAGAAUAAGAAACUGGAGGGUAUUCUUCGAAAGCUCAAGCCAGGAUCCCUGUGCUGUGUCAUACUAAAGGAGAACUCCUACCACCGUGCUGUUGUCACCAAAGUGCAAGGGAAGAGCAUUGAAGUAUAUCUUGUUGACCAGGGAAAUACUGAAAUAGUUGAUUUGUAUCAAGUGAAGGAGCUGCUUCCCCAGUUUAGAGAACUUCCUGCUGUAGCACUCAGAUGUACAUUAGCCAUUCCUUCCCCAAAUCAAUCAUGGAGUUCAGAUGCUGUAGAUUAUUUUAGAAAAGCUGUACUGAACAAGGAAGUGGUGAUCAAAGUCCUAGGCAUGCAAAGAGAUACUUACACAGUUGAACUGUUUGAUCAUUCUCUGGUAGGAGAAAAAAAUGUAGGUAAAAUCAUGUCCCAGGAUAUGUAUGCUGAGGAUCAUGAAGAUCAAGUUCUAGAGACUCUCCAGAAAAUCACAGAUAAGCCAUUGGGGAAGGGCCCAGAAGGAGCUGUAAAAGAGGAUUCUAGCACUAUCCCAAACUCUUUGUCCUGUAAUAUGCAAAACUACUCUGAAAUAAGGCCAGGAUUUUCUUGUAAUGAGCAGCUGAAUGUUGGAAGUACAGUAGAAGUAAUAGUAUCCUAUAUAGAAAAUCCUAGUCUCUUCUGGUGCCAGUUAGCUAAGAGUUCCCAAGACUUGAAGGUACUUAUGACUAAAAUUCAGGAUUACUGUAUUCAUUCAGCAGAACCCCAUGACUGGCCAAAUCCUGUAUGUCUGGCUAAGUUUUCAGAGGAUGAAAAAUGGUACAGAGCUCUCAUAAUUAAUAAGGUAAAUGCUACAGAAGUUGAAGUUGCCUAUGUUGACUAUGGGAAUAAAGAAUGUGUUUCACUGGAGAAUAUUUGUGCAGCUAAGACUGAGUUUUUAUAUUUGGAAGCCCAAGCUUUCAGAUGUAGCCUUUACAAUUUAAUUCAGCCAAAGGGACAGAAUCCUUUUGUUUGGGAUGAAAAAGCCACUGAAGCUUUUUUUGAAUUUGUGAAUUCAGCAAGCAGAUUGGAACUAAAAUGUACCAUAUUUGCUUUAGCAACAUUAAAUAAAACACAUCUUGUUAAUAUUGUGGACUUAAUUACACCUUUUGAGAGUGUUUGCCAUUUUUUAACAAGAAAGGGUCUAGCCAGACCUGUACAGCCACAGAAGCCCCUGAUACCAUCAGUUCAUCUUCUGUCAUACUAUUAUUCAACACAUGACAUCAAAAUAGGCAGUGAAGAAGUGGUUUAUGUUACACAUGUUAAUGAUCCUUGUCUUUUUUAUUGUCAACUUGCUAGAAGUGAAAAUGUUCUUGUACAAUUAGCUUCUAACAUUGAUAAGCUCAACAAAAUGGGGCACAGCUUGAAAACAUCUCGGGCCCCCGGAAAUUUGUAUCUUGCAAAGUAUACAGAUGGCUGCUGGUACAGGGCUAUAGUGACUUCAGCAAAAACUACCAAAGAAGUUUUCUUUGUGGAUUUUGGGAAUACACAGUUGUUUAGGGAUGAAGACCUGAUUGUAGUACCGAGUGAUGCUUAUGAGUUACUGCUUUUGCCAAUGCAAGCCAUAAAAUGCUCUCUUUCUGACAUUGCUGAUGUACAGAAAGAUGCUGCUGUGUGGUUUGAAAAAGCAGUACUAGAUAAGCAAUUAAAAGCUUUGAUUGUAGCUAAAGAACCUGAUGGAAAACUGAUCAUUGAACUAUAUGAUGGUAAAAUGCAAAUCAAUGCAAAACUGAGACAGGGUUUAGGUUUGCAAUGUGGCAUUGGUGUAGUGGAAAAUGAAACUUCAUUUUCUAGGAGAAGAGCCACAGGAAAGAAUUGGCCUUUGACAGGCAUUAUCAAAUCUGAGAGCAAAAGGAGGAGCGCUCAAAAUCUGGAAAUACUGGGCAGUAGCACAGACAGUGGUGUGCACAGACAGGAAAUACAAUUGCAGCAGGAAAGAAAGAUGGCAAAGUUUCCAGGGACAGCAGAAGAGUUUAACAGAAAUGAUUCUGAGGAAAGUAAGAAGGCCAGUAACUGUGCAUGCUCUCUAAUGCAAGAGAAGAUACCUGAAAAUAAAAGCAGAAACCUAACUGAAGCUAAUGCAUAUUCUUCACUUAAAAAGCUGUGUGGCUUACCUCAGAAAAGCAUAUACCCUGGUCUUAAAACAAUGGUGUAUGUUUCUCAUAUAAAUAAUCCUUCUGAUUUUUAUGUUCAGCUAGUAGAAGAUGAGCCUCUGCUUGACAGUAUUUCAGAAAAAUUAAACAAUCCUACAACAGUUGAAAACCUAAAGGGGCAGUCAGUCCAUAUAGGAGACCUGUUGUGUGCAGAUUUUUCAGAAGAUGGUUUAAGGUAUCGUGCUGUAGUUAAUAAAGAAAGCACUGAUGACUUUCUGAGUGUGCAGUAUAUUGAUUAUGGCAAUACUUCAGUAGUUAACAUCUGCAAAACAUGUAGACUUCUUGAGGACUGUCUCUCUUUCCCAGUGAUGAGCAUUCAUUGUACAUUGCAUGGAAUUAAGAUCACAGAAUGGACACAGGAAGCUGUACAGUAUUUUUUCCAAAUGACAAGUGAGGUUCAAAUGAACAGCGAAUUUGUAGUAGAAACUGAGGGCAAAUGGGCAAUUCUGCUUUUUGGCAAAAAUGGUAAUGUGACAGUGGAUUUGGCUAAUAGGUACCCAGUAUACAAAAAAUCUAUUUUGGUGGAGACAACUGACAAGAUAGAUUGCAAAGCUGACCUGACAAACCUGUGUGAAAAUCAUCUGUCUGAGUAUAGCAACGCUUCAAGUAUUCCAGAUGCCAAAUCAUUUGUCUGGAAGAUACCUAAUAUAGGUGAAACUGUAAAAACCUUGUCAGUUACUGUAAAGAGCCCAGAAUCUUUUUGGUGUCGGUUGUUUGAUGCAGAUGUUAUUCAUUCAAUUGAAAGGAAGCUUGAGGAGGUUCAAGACCUUUCAAGAAUCAGCUUGGAGAAUAUUGCACAUGGAUACUCUUGCCUAGCAAAGAAUAAUGAAGAUGAUACAUUUUACCGGGCAGUUGUUAGAAAUAUAAAAGGGAAUACCUUGUCAGUGAUUGAUGUUGAUUAUGGAACUGAAGCUUUUGUUAGUACAAAGAUGAUCAGACAAAUUUCUGAUGAGCUAUUAUCAAUACCACCGCAAGCAUUUCUGUGUUCUCUGUUUGGCUUUAAUUCUGCAGAAGGUUCAUGGACUGAAGGAAUAAGUAAAAUUUUUGGUGAUAUAUUAGCUGAUUCUCCACUGGACAUUACAGUCAUUGAUAAACAAAAUUAUGGUCCUUUAGAAAUCCCUUUAUUUAGUGUUAAAGUGGAGUGUCAAAAUAUAUGUCUCAAUGAGCAAAUGAAACCCUUUUGGAAACAUAAUGUUGAAAACCCUGGUUCCAACUUGGGAGAUAUUCACAAGCCAGAAGGACAGAAGAAAACAGAGGAAGAGAGUUCAGAGGGUGAGUUGUUUGAAAUGAAAGCAUCUGCUUGUUCAUUCAUGCCUUGCAAAGAUACCAUUGCUUCAGAAGAUGUAUUGUGUUCUGCGGAAAUUCAAGCAGUAGUUGAUGCAAGGAGCACAAUUUCAUUGGACGCAUUUUCUCUGACUUUACACGUAUAUGAAACUAUCCCUGAAGCAGUUCAUAAGGGGAACCAAAGAACUAUAACUGAAACAUUUCAUAAUAAAAGAGACUGUUAUAUAUCUGAAAAAGAAAGUGAUAACCUACUUUCUGUGGAUGCUUCUGAAAUGCAGGCUCCUGUUACUAGUGAAAUGGGGAUGCUUUUGAAACAAGAUCACCUUGAAACGCUGCCUGCAUCAAAUGACACCAAGCAGCAGCAGCUGGAACUAGACAUACUAAGAAUGCACUCAGCUGAAGAAAUGUUGGAACUGGAGAUAACUGAAUUGAGUCCUUCCCAGUGUGAUGAUUCAGAGUGUUCAGAAUUGAACUUGCUUGAAGUAGCACACAUGGAAGGGGAAUUAGAACAGAGCCCUUCAUCAACAGACACAACUGAUAGUUUGCUGCUGGAACUAGAAACACCCAAAGUGCAAUCUUGUCCAAACUAUAGUAAAACAAUGGCAGAUACAUUACCUUUGGAACUGCUUGCUGUAUCCCAUUCUGCAAGUAAUGUAAUCAAGUCAUCAUUUUCAAAAAAAUUAGAAGAAGAAUCCUUCUGCAAUGAAUGUCUACUGAGAGUGCAUGGAACAGGAAAAUAUGGCAUAAAACCCCGUCACUUAGAAUGGGAGACUCCGCUGGAGAAGAGCUGUGUAGAAACACUGAAGAGCCAUGGCAAGUGUGAAAGGUCUUAUGAUGACAAUUUUGUUGGGGAGGAUUCUUUAAGAAGUAUGUUGCUGGAUGAAGAGCAAGUUAAAACUUCAAGUUACGAUACAGAUAAAGAAGAAAUCAUUUGCAACUUAAAGGGAUUUGAUACUGGUUCCAAAUGCAUGGUGUGGUCAGGUGGUCAAUGGUACGAGGCUCUGAUUCUAGGUUUAUCUGCCGAAGGCACAAAGGUCUUGAAUCUUUCAAGUGGGAAUGAAGAGGUCAUCAGUCCUGCAGAUGUUUGGCAUAGGCUUCCUGAGCUGGAGUCAAAUCUAACUGAGGAAUUGGGUACAAUGGAUACCUGGCAUUCUUUGCCAGCAGGUGAUUUGCCAGUUGAAGGUAAGACUUCAGAAGUAUUUUCAAGUUUAUAGCAUGCACUAAAUCAUAUCUACACUUGUACUGAAUAAUCAAAGCUCAACAGGAUAGAAGAGGGUUUUAUCUAAGUUUUGGAGUCAUGAGGAGAUGGCAGCUAACUGCAGUUAUAUGUGCUACAAACUGAGUAAGUUGUACUAAUUCUCAUCUGUGUACAAAUGAUUUUGUCAAUCUUGAAAGGAGAGUGGUAAGUUGUAGCAGUUAUUCUCCAUGUUCAAUAUGUAGCCAAAACUAGCUGUUCAUUUUUCUUGCAGAAAAAAGUGGCCGACUUUCAUUGGUUCUUGAAAUUCUUAACACU
Molecule: messenger RNA, 6620 nt
Organism: Varanus komodoensis (Komodo dragon)
Lineage: Eukaryota; Metazoa; Chordata; Lepidosauria; Squamata; Varanidae
Gene: TDRD6
Product: tudor domain containing 6
Exons: 5
Coding region: 1-6321 (2106 amino acids)
Source: RefSeq, a predicted model, not a curated record